Messenger RNA from Vollenhovia emeryi, 6445 nucleotides. RefSeq lists its product as uncharacterized. NCBI's taxonomy places the organism in Eukaryota, Metazoa, Arthropoda, Insecta, Hymenoptera, Formicidae. The coding region runs from base 874 to 2292 and encodes 472 amino acids. Gene Ontology annotation, molecular function: growth factor activity; Toll binding. Gene Ontology annotation, cellular component: extracellular region. The record is from RefSeq and is a predicted model, not a curated record. Gene Ontology annotation, biological process: central nervous system formation; innate immune response; regulation of Toll signaling pathway. The transcript has a single exon.
CUCGCGUUAGCUCUCACGGCACUGGAAUUUACCAUCUAAAUAUUUGCCUUAGACGUCGUUAAAGAUUUAUAAUUCUCCCGUUUAUACGAUUAUCGCGGAGAAAUCGAAUUGUCACUUGAAGCUACCAUCGAACUCGCCUCGAUCCCUAGAAUUUUGAACAUUCUUCGAUUUUAAUUCUGACAUUUUCUUUCCAUAUUCCGAUUGGCAGUUUACGUCUUUUCUCGAUUAACUCCCGAAUCCGAAUGCGGGCGCUUUCACCUUGAAAGGAAAACUCGAGCCUUCUCUUACGAAUUCUUUGUUGUCUACAGAAUCGUAAGCAAAGUAUUGUUGCCGAAUGUAAGAUCGCGUCAUGUAACGUUGUGGCGGUCAUCACAGUUGACAGUUUGACAAAGGGAAUAAGAAAGAGAAACAUGCACCCGCCUAAAUGAAGAAUAGAACUGAAAUGUAAGAAUUGUUUUUGAAAGAUAUCGACCGAACCCGAACACAUGUCCAAAAUGUGUCUGUAAAAGAGUCGAGAAGCUUCGACAGCGGUCCAGAGUUCGCAAAACGAAUAGCCACACGGCACUCGCCAUCGGGACGGAACGCAGCUGCGCUUCCGCGAAUCUCAGUCUAAGUGUACAGUGUUUAAGUCUAGUACAAGUGUUCUUAACUCAAAGUGUUCUCAUUUAAACACUCGCGCUCCAGUCUCCGUUCCUCGUUCCACAAGACCGCGCUCCGGUUUCCCGGCGCGGCAAAGGGCCCGGCAUUAAUACGGACAAUAGCCAAUACUUUUUAUUUUCUUAAUUACUGAGAACGUGGCGUGAGCGUUGCGUAGGAAAAAGAGACGUGCCCAGUUCCUUUCUUCUUAGGCAGAAAAAAAUCGACGUCUUAAAUAUGAGAUUCGUUCGUUUCUGCUUAAGUCUCGUCGGGGCGAUGUUGGCGAUACAAGAAAUUCAAGGAUAUCCGUACCAGCAGCCAUUCUGGAAUUUGCCGUACAACAGCCAGCUAAGGCCGAUGAAGCCGGCGAGCAACGCGACGCAAUUCCCGUGGUACUAUUUUCACCUGUGGUAUCCGGAGCGUUUUCUGAACGUGUCGAUCUAUAACGUGCGGCCGUACGCUUCUUCUCCUCGGCUUUGGAAGGACAAUAGACCAACCGGCAACGACCAAUGGAUAAAUUCGAGUAACGAGCUGCCGAGAACGAUUAAUUUUCAACCCGUACUGAUGAUCGUAUUUCCAACAAUGCCUCAACAAACGACGACCCAGCGCGAACGAGGAACUUCGCCACGGAACGAGGAAGAAGCACCCAUCGAGAAGAGCGAAGAGUCGUCUGCGGAUCGUGGUGUUUCCUCGACAGUCGAGUACCCGACAGUGUUUCUCGAAACGACUACUCGGCCAGAAGAAGAAUUUCCGACGAGCGAGCCGAUCGAACUGGACCGCGAAUCGGUUUCCACCGUCUGUCAAGGAAAUUGCAAAGACGCUGGCGAGGACGAUCUUUCGAGACUAACUGAGGAAGCUCUGCGGAACGAAAAGUUAUUACGUUCCGACGAAUGGAUCAGUGGGCAGAAUGCCACGAAACACGGAGGGCGCGAAAGCGAGCAGCGUGAGAAGGAAGAUACACGGAGGAAAUCGACGGUCGGACCGGCCGACCUCGAGCGUGGACCGCCCUGUCGAGAGAAUUGCUCGGACAAUUCCGGGAACGAUAUCUCGAGGGUCACCGAUAAAACCGCGGGUAGCAGCGAGUCGUCGCGUCACGACGAGUGGAUCGGGAAGCGGAACACCACGAAGAUCUGGUCGCCCGAGGGGGACGACGUCGCUCAGGAGUCAUGGGACCUGCACCCGGCUCCCAUUUGCAGCAACUCGACGUUCUGCGUGCACGCGGCCCACUACCCGGAGGAGCUGGUGAACCGGGCGAUCCGGCGGAACGACAGCUUACGGCUGCUUCAGAGCGUCGACCUGGUGUCUGAGGUCAACAGCAGGCGUCCGAGGUCAGCGAAGUUCGAUGAGCUCAACGACUCGCCGUUCUGCAACUCGAACACGCAGGUGAUCUACCCGCGAUCGGCGGAGACCGCGACGCUGCGCUGGCUCUUCAUCGUCAAUCAGCCCAACCUGCGGCAGAGCGUGCGCAUCGAGACAUGCGCUGGGGAGGGCAACGCGUGCGGCGAGCUGAACGAAUACCUGCCGAUCGGUUACAAGGCCAGCUGCAAGCAGAAAUACAUCUAUCGGGAGCUCAUGACGGUGGACAACGGCGUCGUGAAGAAGGACUCUUUCCGAUUCCCGUCUAGCUGCUGCUGCCACAGGGAGUUUAUCCACUGACCGGUCGAAGCUGGCGAACGAGAAACGAACGAGUCGGUCCCUUUUCACGCUUCUCACGUCCUAAUUACGUUCAUUAGCGAUUCCAAAGUGACGUCGACGAAGAUUUACUUUCGACAUUCGGUAGUGUAGGAUUUAACGUGAUUAUUUCGAGUGUGCUGUAGUUAGUUUUGUCCGAUUUGAGAGACGUCCUGCUAUCGCGGCGCAGGAAUAUCUUUAUGUGGCGUCGUAAUCUUCGAUAAGAAAUGUAAAAAGAAUCGUCGGAGCCGUCACGAGACGAGGAGCGCCGUUCGAACGAGCACCUUUCGGAAUGAGAAAUGCGAUGUUCUCGACAGCCCUGCGUUUUACUUCCGUUUCUCUCGCGUCGUCUCGCGGUACUUGCUGUACGACGAUCGCUCCGAGUGAUCUCUGACCCGCUUACUUUCCGAUUGGGAUAAUCGCGUGGGGUAAAUAGGACACCACGAUGAUCCUCUGACAAAAUAAGACCAAUCGUUACUCCAAGUUUAUCCAACUAUUAACGUUCGUCUAGCAGCUAUCAAAUGUACAAAGUGAUAUUGAAACGAUUCGUUAAUCAAUUCUGUUCGUCGGCGACUCGUUUAACCGUAGAUCUCAGCCGGUCCCGUUCGAAUCCCGCGUCUCUCUCUCGUGAUUUGUAUUAAAUUUUAGGGACUCGCGAAGUGCAGUCUUGCGAAUUUCAAAGGAUUGCGGCGAUUUUUGCGCCGACGCGGCGAAACGCGACGAGGCUUCCGCGUUAGCGAAGAGUUUUUAGCGGCCCGGUCUGCGGAGGGUUUGCGCCCGAGCCAGCGGACGACGAUGACCUCGUCUGCGAGCGAAUUCUCGACGAGCGGGAGGGACGAGGUGGAGCGCGUUGAAGAAUGAAAUCGCGUCACGUUACCUAUCGGCGCCGCGGAGCUGGACGGAGGCACCGUGGAAGUACCGUGUAACUCGAAAUGCAAAUAACGAAACUCCGACUCGGGCGAUCCCUAAACAACGCGGGUCACGCGAGCGCGUACUUUUAUUUCGAGUUCCGACACGAAUGAGGUCUUACCUCGGCCGCGUGCAGUCGAAACGCCUCCGUCCAGUCCCGUCACGCUGAAUUUAUACACACACGAUCUGACUUGUAGUGAGAUGGAGAGCCGAAGGGGCGAAGCGAGACGAGCGUACGGCGCGAAUGGGAGAGAGAAAGGAAUGAGAGUGCGAUUAUCCGAAUUGUACCGCCACUUCGUAGCUUAAUUCCUUAGAUAAGCGCGCCGCCGGGCUCUCGCGGGAGCGCGGCGUCUCUGCCGCCGCGGGUCGCCGUAUCGUUAAGUCGACAGAAGCGGGAACGGGAUGGGGGCACCGCUGCCCAAGUGGGACACGCUGGUUUUUUGUACGUUUCCUAAACGUUUUGUAAAACAUUAGAUAUACAUUUAAGAAACAUAUGUAAAACGAAUACGAACCACCGUGUGCCGCUCGGGCGCGCGAUUAUUAAAACGGAGAGUUCAGGGUUUAUUUUCUUACGGCGUGCAAGCGCAUCUCCGUCGCGGUCGACUUGCGGUACCGCCGCUCAUAAAUAUCCGUCUGUCCCGUUUACAGCCUGCACAAUCUCCUCCUGCGCACAUUCCAGACAGCUCCGUCGACGGGAUUCUCGUACGGACCGAUCGCGCUCACCCGCCGAUUGGUCCGCGCGUCGAAAACCGAAUUUCUUUCUGCCCCUUUACGUCUUCGGCCCUUCGGGAAACACGAGAGGAGGAUAAACGGGUACUUGCGAGCGGUGUACCGCGGGCGGAAAGAGCCGACGGCGAGGGCCCGGCGUAUCUCGGUCGUUGGGCAGCUCGAGUCGCGGUGAGGAACGUUGCUCUCCUUCCAGCGAACAUGUAAUGCAGUCCUAACAGCAAUGAUAUCACUCCGUACUUCUGUAGGAUGUACUGCUGCAAUGUACAUCCCAGAUAGCUAGUUGACGGUGAUCUGUCGUCAUUUUGGCAUCAAAAUGCCCGCCAAGAUGUCAUUUUGCAGGCGUUUCGAUAUCUCUAAAAUUUACCGAAUGAAAGUACUGCCACGGAGUAAAAUAUUCACUCUGUUGGAGUGAACAUUCACCCCGAUAGGGUGAACGUUUCACUCCAUGGCGGUAUUUUCGCUCCAAGAACUUUAGAGAGACGUGAAAAUGAUGACAAAUAACGCCAACUGACUAUCCGGGAUCUGUAAUAUCUUACACUUGGCAGUAUCCUCCGAGUGGGUAUUCUCAGACUCCACGUGUGCUGUUACACGAAACGUACUCGCGCGCGUUUUCCACCCCCCCGAUCGCGCCGUCGUCAAACGUUGCCCCGGUCGACGUGGUACGACCUCGUGACACGCGAGGGGAACACGGCGGAGGCUACGUCUCACGUGCGUGAACUGUCAGAGCUGUCGGAACCGACCUCUGACAGACACCUCCCCCGCGCAGACUGCCAUUAGUGUAUCGAGUUAGGACGAUAAUUAGCGGGGGAACCGAGCCCGCUUGAAUCCCUCCCUCGCGACCGCUGGCCCCGUUUGAUCAUCGGGAUGUUAAUACUGGACGGAGUAUCGAUUCCCGCGUUAAAAAGCGACCCCCUCGCGCAUAUCAUUCGAUGUAUUGUUGCAUCGUGGCGUUGGACGCGCGGGACGCAGUCACCCCAAGGACCCUCCCGUCCUGGAAACUCCCCGCGUAUCCGUGACCGAGAUACGGCCCGGUGAAAGAAGAAAAGAAAGCACAAAGCCGAGCGCAUUCUAUGACAUAUCAUUUAUUCUCGCGCAGUAUGGCGUAGAGGAGAGAAUUGCUGCGUUGAUCAUUUGUGUGGGGACCGAUCAAGGGGACAACUGUGAUAGCCGCGACCACAGCUUCGAGGUGGCAACGUUCCGCCCGAUUGCGUUUGUUAAUUAAUAUCGUUCGCGCGCACGAUGACGGGCGACGUCUUCGCGGCGGGCACGGCGUAUCGCGAGGAAUUUCGCGCGGAGCGAAAAGACAAGCUCUUGUUUCGUCUACCGAAAGUUUAUCGAGGGUCUCGCCACUUGCCGGCGUCACUUUCUGCCUUUCUCGUUUCGAACCAGAGCGCUUUCCCCCCUUCGAAUCCUCUUUAAUUCCUGUCGUUUGCGAGAGACAUCGCGGAGAAGAAUUGACGGACAAUCGAAUCAAAUCUCUGAUCCUCGUAAUCUCGAAUUCUAGUCCUCCUUUCCAAAAGAAAAGACGAAAAAGGACGGAGCGUCCGGACAUGCGGGAUAGAACGAAAUUAUGUACGUGUAUGUACAUUUUAGGUCCUAACGAAUUUUAAAUUAAUUAUCUCGGACUCCCGGGAUUCCCCCGGCGAAUCCCCGGGGGAUUUUCUCUCGCGUAUCCGUCGCAGGAUCAUUUGAAAAUGUGUGACAUGUCGUCGUCGCGUUGUAUAAUUGACGAGUAUACGAGCUUUCGAAUCGAGCAGCCCGACGAUCUUUAAUUCUCUAUAUAUAUACGCAUAUAUAUAUAUAAAUAUAAAUUACUUAUAUAAAAAUAUUAUAUUUCUUGUAUGAGCAAUCGCGUCCGUGCCGCGGAAAUAGACGAGGAGUAACUUUGCGUGAAAAGGUAAAUUCAGAAGUCUUUAUAUCAGUUGCGCGCAAGACCGGUACAACUUUUGGCUCGCAGUUUUCUUUUCUGCGGCAUGGACACGACUUUUUAUGAGAAUACGAGAGAAAGAGAGCAAGAGAGAGAGAGAGAGAGAGGGAGAGAAUGAGAGAACGAACAAGACGUUGGACGACAUGGAAUAUCGAGCCUGAGACUGUAUAAUAAUUAUAAAUAAAUGUACACGUAAGACCAAGAGAAGAUAGCCGUCCCGAUGCGUUUCCUUUAGACAUAAUAUUGUUUCGAACAUUUUGUCGAUUUCUCAAUAUUCUAAUAAUGUCUAAUAGCCCGCGGAGUCACUCUCUUCUCUUCCUAUAGGAUUUGAACGUAAAUCUUGCGUUUAUCAACGGGAACACUUUAAUAAAAGUAAGUCGCAGUUAAUCGAAUCAACGUUUUAUUAAAAAUAAUGAUCUUACAAAUGCUCCGAAAUGGCACCAAUACAUCCUAGUACACAGUUUUGUAUAACAGUGACACAGAGAGAGAGAUAUAUAUAUAUGUGUGUAUUUUUUCUUGUGAUAAUUGCAGCACGGUGGUGCUUGUCGUGUAAAAUAAAAAAAAAGUAAUAUU